GCGGAAAGCACGCCAACAAGUGAGAGGGAGGAAAGGAAGCGAAGGAUGAAGGCACGCCGAGCGAAUAAUUAGAGGAAUGAGUAGUGAUAAGGAAUCGCUGCAUUCGCUGGACGAGGCGAGGCACGCCGGCCAGAAAGGAAGAAUAUGCUUGACCAGCGCGGCGGCGGUGGUGGAGCCGCUUGGCGGCGUCACAGGAUUUUUUUUUCCAUUCUCCUUUGAACUCCUUUUUGGACUCCUUUACGACCGAUGCUGUCGCACGACAGCACACACUCUGACACGAUCUGCCUUCGCCUUCGGCCACGAGGCCUUGUUUCAAUCUGGGGGAGUCGGUCAGAGUCGGUACAGGUCACCGCCCUGGUCAUGCUGACACUCGGGGUCGCCUCCACGGCCGAGAAGGCCACUGCCACGGCGAUGGCAUCCUCCUCCGCGACCGACGGGGCGCUUUCCGACCAGGCGGCGGCAACUUCCUCGCACCACGACGCGCCGCAGCCGCAGCCCGAGCCCAACUACCACUACCGCUACGCCGUGGCCUCGCGCAAGACGGGCGACGUGAAGGGCGCGUGGGAGAAGCGCGCCGGCGAGGACGUCUGGGGGGCGUACUUCCUGCGUGACCCCGACGGCCGCUGGCGCACCGUGCACUACGAGGCCGACGGCACCGGCUUCUACGCCACCGUGCAGCGCAGGCCGCUCUACCGGCGCGGCAAGCUGGUGCAGCAGCAGGGCGAGCUGCACGGCAACACGGCGCUGCCCCUGGACGACGCCACCUGGAAGUCCGUGCUCGCCGCGGCCAAGCACAGCGCGCGCGAGGACAACCACCCCGCGCUGCAGAAGGCCAAGGUGGCCGGUGGCAUGGAGGGCGCGGCGUCGGUGUCCUCGUACUCCACCACGAGGGCGCCGGGCUACGGAUAUUCUAGUCCAGCCGCGUCGGUGACCUCGUACUCCACCACGAGGGCGCCGGGCUACGGAUUCUCUAGUCCAGCCGCAUCGGUGACCUCAUACUCCACCACGAGGGCGCCGGGCUUCGGGUUCUCCAGACCAGCCACGUCGGUGACCUCGUACUCCACCACGAGGGCGCCGAGCUUCGACUUCGGAUUCUCCAGCCCGGCAGCUUCGUCGUACUCCACAACGAAGGCGCCAGGUUUCGGCUUCGCCAGAUCGCCGAACUUCGCCAAGCAGCCGUUGAGGCCUCCCCGCGAGCAGUCGACGUUGGGCGCGUCGGCGUUCUCCGCCUCCUACAGGUCGCAGCCGCUCCGCGCCAACCGCACCCCGCCGUCUUACUCGUCGGCCUACGCCAGCCAGCCCCUGCAGCAGCAGGAGCAGGUGGAGGAGGACGCCGACGAGACGACGACCAUCACGCCCUCGGCCGACUCGUAUUCGAACCAGGAGGAGGCCGACGAAAGCCAGCAGGCGCCCGCGCAGACUUCCGAGGACGCCGACGGCGACGCGGAGCAGUUCGCUGAGCCACACGGCCCGGCGUCGUCCGAGCCGUACCGCGCCUCGGCCUCGGACGACGUGCAGCAGCACCAGGAGGACGAGUCCAGCAACGAGGCGGCCCAGGACGACGACGAGGAGGACGACGUCAAGCAUCGCGAUGAGGAGAGCGACGACGGCGAGCACAACCCUGACGACGACCACGAGAUAGUCCCGGAGCAGGCGCGGCAAGGCAGUCAGGUGCGCCACGACCACGAGGCCCUGCAAGUGGCGCCGGAGUCGCGCCUCCCGCUGCUCCACGUCCACCACCUGCAGGAGUCACAGCAGCUGCAGUCGCCGCAAGUGCGGGAGCCGGGGCUGGCCGACACGUCCAUGGACCACUUGCUGGGGCCCGCCUGGGGCAUCGUGUCCAGCCACAGCUCGCUGUUCGAAGGCCAGGACUUCCCCCUGUUCGGCGGCCAGGACCUCCGCAGCGAGGAGACGCCGCAGGACACGCAGGACUCGCCGACGUGGACGCAGCGGGAGCGCGCGGACCGCAGCAAGGGCAGACGGGCCGCGGCGCAGGGCUCGCAGAGCCCGGUGCAGAGUGACGCCGCCCAAGGACGCCAGAGAGGCGCUGGCUCCGAGCGCGGCGAGCGCGGCGCCGGCCGGUUCUCGGGGUCGUUGCGCGCCGGCGCGGCGUUCGGCUCCAGCGACCGACUUCGCGGGUCCGCCGACCCCAGCGACAAGGACGCCGCAGCGCCGUCGACCGAGGCGACGUGGUCCUUUGGCUCCAAGGUGCGCGGCAAGGAGGACCCGACCUACCAGCAGGCGCCAGCGUCGCCGUCGAAGCGCGGCAAGAACCAGAACAGGGGCCCCGUGCUGUUCGCGCAGCACGCGCAGCAGGUGGAGGCGUCCACCCCGGCCGGGGACAGGAGGCUGCCGCCGAGGGGGUACGCGGCGUACGCGCUGCAGGAGGACAAGGUCGCCUGGCAGCACUCGCGCGCGCGCCCGGUGUCCUACUCGGGCUGGGUGCCCGUCACCGCGUCGCUGCAGGCCGCCGACUCCUACAGGGACCCGUCACCCGGAAGGUUAAUUUUAAGAAAAUAA
Messenger RNA from Thrips palmi, 2520 nucleotides. RefSeq lists its product as uncharacterized. NCBI's taxonomy places the organism in Eukaryota, Metazoa, Arthropoda, Insecta, Thysanoptera, Thripidae. The record is from RefSeq and is a predicted model, not a curated record. The transcript is spliced from 5 exons. Bases 247 to 2520 code for a protein of 757 amino acids.